Protopterus annectens (West African lungfish) is the source of this 1023-nucleotide messenger RNA. RefSeq names its product trace amine-associated receptor 7f-like. Gene Ontology annotation, cellular component: membrane. Gene Ontology annotation, molecular function: trace-amine receptor activity. Lineage: Eukaryota; Metazoa; Chordata; Ceratodontiformes; Protopteridae. Gene Ontology annotation, biological process: G protein-coupled receptor signaling pathway. Bases 1 to 1023 code for a protein of 340 amino acids. The record is from RefSeq and is a predicted model, not a curated record. The transcript has a single exon.
AUGAGCUUAGUUACCACCCGGAGUGCCCAGGAAAUAUACUUGUGCUACAAAAAUACAACUAACUCCUGCCUCAGAAUUCCCAGGUCAUUUGGUACUCUAGUUGGAUUAUACAUUGUCUGUGGCUUUGCAGUGCUUGUCAUCGUUCUUGGAAAUCUACUAGUUAUAAUUUCAGUUUCUCAUUUCAGAGUUCUGCAUACCCCAUCAAAUUUCCUAUGUCUAUCUCUAGCUUUGGUGGACUGUUUAGUUGGAAUAAUUGUGAUCCCUUUCAGUGCUGUCAGAUCUGUUGAAAACUGCUGGUACUUCGGUGAUGACUUUUGUGUACUGCAUUCCUGCUUUGACACAUUUCUGUGUUUAUCUUCUAUUUUCCACCUGUGUUUCAUUUCAGUUGAUCGUUACUAUGCUGUAUGUGAUCCACUAUUGUAUACAACUAAAGUUACUCUUCCUUUGUUAUGCCAGGUUAUAGCCUUUUGCUGGAUAGCUUCAAUUGUUUAUACAUUUGCUUUGCUAUACUCAAGAAAAGUUGAGAACCAACUCAAUAGUAUAAUUCCAAACUCAACCUGUAUAGGUAGCUGUUCUCUUACGUUCAUGACUUUAUGGGGUUGGAUUAACUUCUCUGUACUUUUUAUUCCAUGCUUCCUGAUGUUAGGCCUUUAUGUAAAAAUAUUUAUGGUGGCAAGACAGCAAGCUAGAAUUAUUGACAAUAUGGAAAAAACACAGAAUACAAAGUAUGAUUUAGUAUCAAAACGAGAAAAAAAGGCUGCUAAAACUUUAGGAAUAGCUGUUGGAGCAUAUCUUUUUUGUUGGUUGCCAUAUAUUUUAUAUAGUUUAAUUGAUGCUGGUUUUGAUUUUAUUCCACCACCUGUUAUAGGUGAUUUCAUGUACUGGACACCUUACCUAAACUCUGCAUGCAAUCCAUUCAUUUAUGGUUUCUUCUAUCCCUGGUUUAGAAGGGCUUUGAUGUUAAUAACAACAGGAAAAAUUUUCCAUAAAUAUUCUUCAAAUGUAAAUCUUUACCAAGACUGA